UCUUCUGCUCUAACUACCUGAGCUUGCAUUGCUUGGUUUCAUUGUUUUGGGUAGCUUAAUUGUUUGUUUCGUACAGACAUGGGUAGCUUUCAGUGUUUUCUUGCAAUCCUAGGCCUAGUGCUCUUGCCUGUACUAUGCAUCUCUCAAGAUACAUUUACACGGUCCAGAGCAACAUAUUACGGUAGCCCCAAUUGCUAUGGAAACCCAACUGGAGCAUGUGGCUAUGGAGAAUAUGGAAGGACUGUAAACGAUGGUCAAGUAUCUGCAGUUGCCAGGCUAUGGAGAAACGGUACUGGCUGCGGUGGAUGUUAUCAGGUUAGGUGCAUAUACCCUCCACAUUGCAGUAAUGAUGGGGUGAAUGUGGUGGUGACCGACUAUGGUGAAGGAGACAGAACUGACUUCAUCUUCACCCCUAAAGCCUAUACAAAGUUGGCAAACAGCCCAGCUUCAACUGAGAUUUUAUUUGCUUAUGGUGUGGUUGAUAUAGAAUUCAGAAGGAUCCCUUGCCAGUACUCUACUCCGAACCUGGUUUUCAAGGUCCAUGAACAUAGCAAAUUUCCGUUAUACUUGGCUAUAGUCAUUCAGUAUGUAGCUGGCCAGAAUGAUAUCAUUGCCGUCGAAGUGUGGCAGGAGGAUUGCAAAGCAUGGGUUGGCUUGCGUAAAGUAUAUGGGGCAGUAUGGGACACUCAAAACCCACCUUGUGGUUCCAUUGACCUGAGGUUCCAAGUGAGUGGCAGCGCAGGGCUACAAUGGGUGCAGGCACCCAAAGCCAUCCCCAUUGAUUGGAAGGCCGGGGCUGCCUAUACAUCAGCCAUUCAGCUCACUUAAUUAGUUUAUAAGUAGCUGCUGCUAUAUAUAUUUAGUACUCCAUCUCUAUGUGGCUGCGUCACUGAUCAAGAUGAACCUUUAUCCAUGCCACUUCGGUCGAUCAGCACUUCAAAUAGGAUAAAAACUAAGUUUCCUAAAUCAGAUUCCCUAUAAGGUAAUUGCUUUUUAUUAUUGUGAUGUAUGCUGAGUAUUAGGUGCAAGUACACUUGCCUUGCCAAGUAGUGGGAUUAUGUACUUUGUAUUGGUGAACAUCU
Molecule: messenger RNA, 1082 nt
Organism: Argentina anserina (silverweed cinquefoil)
Lineage: Eukaryota; Viridiplantae; Streptophyta; Magnoliopsida; Rosales; Rosaceae
Product: expansin-like B1
Exons: 4
Coding region: 79-828 (249 amino acids)
Cellular component (GO): extracellular region
Source: RefSeq, a predicted model, not a curated record